AUGGCGGCGCCCGAGGCCUGGCGCGCCCGGAGUUGCUGGUUCUGCGAGGUAGCGGCGGCAACGACCAUGGAGGCCACGUCCCGGGAGGCGGCGCCAGCGAAGAGCUCGGCCUCGGGCCCCAGCGCUCCCCCCGCCCUGUUCGAGCUGUGCGGGCGGGCGGUGAGCGCCCAUAUGGGGGUUCUGGAGAGCGGGGUGUGGGCCCUCCCAGGCCCAAUACUGCAAAGCAUCUUACCUCUGCUCAAUAUAUAUUACUUGGAGAGGAUUGAGGAAACUGCCCUCAAGAAAGGCCUCUCCACUCAGGCCAUUUGGCGUCGACUAUGGGAUGAGUUAAUGAAGACAAGGCCGUCCAGUUUGGAAAGUGUGACCUGUUGGAGAGCCAAAUUUAUGGAGGCCUUCUUUUCCCAUGUCCUUCGUGGGACCAUCGAUGUAUCUUCUGACAGGCGUCUCUGUGACCAGCGCUUCUCGCCUCUCCUGCAUAGCUCCCGCCAUGUCCGGCAGCUCACCAUCUGCAACAUGCUGCAGGGUGCAACUGAGCUGGUGGCCGAGCCCAACCGCAGGGUUCUGGAGACCCUGGCCAGUUCCCUGCACACCCUCAAGUUCCGCCACCUCCUGUUCUCUGAUGUGGCAGCUCAACAGUCCCUGAGGCAGUUGCUGCAUCAGCUGAUUCAUCAUGGGGCUGUCAGCCAGGUGUCCCUGUACUCCUGGCCUGUGCCUGAGUCGGCCCUUUUCAUCCUUAUCCUCACCAUGAGUGCUGGGUUCUGGCAGCCAGGCCCGGGAGGGCCACCCUGCCGCCUGUGUGGUGAGGCCUCCCGAGGCCGGGCCCCAUCCCGCGAUGAAAGCUCCCUCUUACUGGGCUCACGCAGGCCUCGCCGGGAUGCUGCUGAGAGAUGUGCUGCUGCCCUGAUGGCCUCACGGCGAAAGAGCGAAGCCAAGCAGACAGCUAGAGCUGCACCUUCCUCCAGGAUCACACGCAGGAGCACGCAGGAAAGCCUGGCAGCAGGCGGGACAGAUCCAAAGCAGGAGCUGCACACUCCAGCCACUUCCCAGGAGGCUUCUGGCAACAAGCGGCCCCACUCAUCUCCAGCCGCCACCACCUCUGCUGCCUCCUCUUCUGCAUCAGCAUCCAAACGGGCUCCAGCUAGCUCAGCCCCACAGCCUAAGCCCCUAAAGCGUUUCAAGCGAGCUGCAGGGAAGAAGGGCCCUCGAGGCCGGCAGGGGUCAGGUGCAGAGCCUGAAGACCUGUAUGACUUUGUCUUCAUUGUGGCUGGUGAAAAGGAAGAUGGGGAAGAGAUGGAGAUUGGGGAAGUGGCUUGUGGAGCCCUGGAAGGAUCCGAUCCCAGCCUCCUGGGACUCCCAGCACUGGAAACCUCCCAGCGGUUCCGCAGCAUUUCUACCUUGGAGCUCUUCACAGUCCCGCUCUCCACAGAGGCGGCUCUAACACUGUGUCAUCUGCUGAGCUCCUGGGUGUCUCUGGAGAACCUUACACUCUCCUAUAAUGGCCUGGGCUCCAACAUCUUCCGCCUCCUGGAAAGUCUUCGUGCCCUAUCAGGCCAGGCUGGGUGCCACCUCCGUGCCCUACAUCUCAGUGACCUGUUCUCACCACUGCCCAUUCUGGAGCUGACGAGGGCCAUUGUGCGAGCCUUGCCCCUACUGCGGGUUCUUUCUAUUCGAGUCGACCACCCCAGCCAAAGGGACAAUCCAGCUGUGCCAGGGAAUGCAGGACCCCCUAGCCACAUAAUUGGAGAUGAAGAGAUACCAGAAAACUGCCUGGAACAACUGGAAAUGGGAUUUCCACGUGGAGCCCAGCCUGCUCCAUUGCUCUGCUCUGUACUGAAGGCCUCGGGUUCUCUGCAACAACUGUCCCUGGAUAGUGCCACCUUUGCUUCAGCCCAGGAUUUUGGGCUUGUGCUGCAAACACUCAAAGAGUAUAACCUAGCACUGAAGAGGCUCAGCUUCCACGACAUGAAUCUGGCUGACUGUCAGAGCGAGGUGCUCUUUUUGCUACAAAAUCUGACACUUCAAGAGAUUACCUUCUCCUUCUGCCGUCUGUUUGAGAAGCGCCCAACCCAAUUUCUGCCUGAGAUGGUUGCUGCUAUGAAGGGGAAUUCCACACUGAAGGGCCUUCGACUGCCAGGGAACCGCCUGGGGAACGCUGGUCUGCUGGCCCUGGCAGAUGUUUUCUCAGAGGACUCAUCUUCCUCACUGUGUCAGCUGGACAUCAGUUCCAACUGCAUCAAGCCAGAUGGACUUCUGGAAUUCGCCAAGAGGCUGGAGCGAUGGGGCCGUGGAGCCUUUGGUCACCUGCGCCUCUUCCAGAAUUGGCUGGACCAGGAUGCAGUCACAGCCAGGGAAGCCAUCCGGAGGCUCCGGGCUACCUGCCACGUGGUUAGCGAUUCUUGGGACUCCUCCCAGGCCUUUGCAGAUUAUGUCAGCACCAUGUGAUGGGGCUCUACCUCACAGGUCCCUGCAAAGGCUGAGGCGUGGGGUGCCCAGAACUCCCCGCCAUCAAUUCUUUCUCUUUUAGCCACUUUUCCCUCUCUUUUCUUCCCUCCUCCCUUUCACUGAGGUCCAGGAAGCCUUGAUGGGGCCCAGCAACAGCAUUUCCACCCUAGGUUUAGAAGGCCUUUGGGCCCUUACUCAGUGCCCUGAAAACCCUGGCCACAAGUUGACAGUGCUCAUUGGUCACUGAGGGAAGCCCCUGUUCCCACUGUCCCUACCCCAGGGGUUCCUGCUUUCCUUCUUCACGCAGGUACCCAGGCUUUAGAGACAUGUAGGGUGCCUACUACCAGCUCUCUUCUCUGUUGGGCUCACCAGGCUGCUCCCAAGCCUCAGUUCCUUUCAUACCUUUAUUCCUUUCUUUUUUUUAACCAAAAAAGUUUUUCUUAUAAAAUAAAUUUUGGGCAAACA
Molecule: messenger RNA, 2907 nt
Organism: Suncus etruscus (white-toothed pygmy shrew)
Lineage: Eukaryota; Metazoa; Chordata; Mammalia; Eulipotyphla; Soricidae
Gene: LRRC41
Product: leucine rich repeat containing 41
Exons: 10
Coding region: 1-2442 (813 amino acids)
Cellular component (GO): cytoplasm; nucleus
Source: RefSeq, a predicted model, not a curated record